Saccostrea cuccullata (small rock oyster) is the source of this 739-nucleotide messenger RNA. RefSeq lists its product as uncharacterized. NCBI's taxonomy places the organism in Eukaryota, Metazoa, Mollusca, Bivalvia, Ostreida, Ostreidae. Bases 137 to 571 code for a protein of 144 amino acids. The transcript has 2 exons. The record is from RefSeq and is a predicted model, not a curated record.
ACAACAAUAAAUUGAUAAACAUGUGAAUAGAUAGAUAUGAAAGCAUUUAAAGUAUAUGUAUUUGUUGUAUCAACAUCAUCCUCGGGGUUUCUUUAGAAAAAGAAAAGGAUACACACACUAAUUGCGCUGCUGCAUCAUGGGAAGUAGCGGGUAUGUUCAAAUAGUGUCAGUGAGACCUUCAGAAAUUUGUUUCGCUCACGACAGUAUCCAAUCAUAUUUUAGCGAUGGACGAUCGCUUGAGGAAACAUUUCGCGAACUGCUGUGGGAAGAAAUCAGUGUGGAAUCCCUGCCAAUGAUAGAAAUUAUGCAGAAUAACAGCUAUUGGUCCCCUCGUUGGUUUGUGGUGCGUGGAAACAGAAGAUUAUUUCUGUAUCAGAAACUUGAGGAAUUAGGACGAUUGAAAUAUGUCAAGGUCAUCAGGAGGUCAUAUGACGAAGCAACAUUUAAACGACAAGUUACUACAGUUAACAUGGGUAAAAGCGUCCGAACAAGGGGUUCAUACUUGGAUCAGAGACUCGGUGAAAUUUGGAAAGAGUACAAACGCGAGAAAGGAUACUGCACAAUUUCUUAAAUGGCAAAGGAUGAAAAGUUGAAUCUUUAGAUGACAUCCAUUUUUUAUACAGUUUAUAACAAAGUAAAAUACUUCAAACUUGUUAAGGCUCUUUCAUUAUUUUAAAUCAGACAUUUCUCAAUAAAAGUAUUUCCCGAAUUGAUAGAAGGUACAUGUGUCAAACACUUU